AUGCCCGGCGAUAUCGAAGACACGCCCUGGAAGCGCAUACACGAAGCUGCGCUUGCAAACGGCGACCGCACCUACACCGACCCAGCAACCGGCUACACAGUGUUUACAGAGCUGUCGCACCUUGACCGCGAACACUGCCCGUACAACCAAGAGAAUGUCGGAAAGCCCGAGCAGCUGAAGCAGCAGGCACGGGAAGCACGCCAGCGCAAAGCAGCACGGAAGAAGAAUAAAUAG
Messenger RNA from Linderina pennispora, 234 nucleotides. RefSeq lists its product as uncharacterized. NCBI's taxonomy places the organism in Eukaryota, Fungi, Kickxellomycota, Kickxellomycetes, Kickxellales, Kickxellaceae. The record is from RefSeq and is a predicted model, not a curated record. The transcript is spliced from 2 exons. The coding region runs from base 1 to 234 and encodes 77 amino acids.